CUGAUGCAUCAAUGGAGAGCUAAAAAAACCGCAUGAGCGCACGAUCAGCGGGGAAUCUGGAACUUCUUUUUCCUGUUUCUUUUUACAGUAUUUCUUUUGAACAUUUUGACGGUGCGUGCAGAAAUUCAGACCACUUAUUUCAAGUUUUAUUGAAGUGACGCAAGGUGCUAGUUAACAGAUCACAAUGAUGACCAAACCUUAUGGAAAGCCAGGAGAUGUGACUGAGCUGGUCAGCUCCCUUGGAUGGAUGGAGGAGGACCUCAGCUCACAGGAUGGUGACGGGACACCUGAGAUAGGAGGUCACUAUGCACUGAGUAGGAGCAAUCAUGGACCUGUGGAACUGGGUAGUGAGGAUAUGGAGGAAGAGGAUGAUGAGGAUGAAGAAGAGGUUGGUCUUGACGGAGAAAAUGCACCCAAGCGGAGAGGUCCUAAAAAGAAGAAAAUGACCAAAGCUAGACAGGAACGAUUCCGCACGCGCCGCGUCAAGGCCAAUGCCAGGGAACGUUCACGCAUGCACGGGCUGAAUGAUGCAUUGGACAACUUGCGGCGCGUCAUGCCUUGUUACUCAAAGACCCAGAAGCUUUCCAAAAUCGAGACUCUGCGGCUGGCCCGCAACUACAUCUGGGCGCUCUCCGAGGUUCUGGAGAAUGGCCAGUCACCUGAGAGCCAUGGCUUUGUGGAGAUGCUAUGCAAGGGGCUUUCACAACCUACCAGCAACUUAGUGGCUGGCUGCCUACAAUUGGGACCUUCAACCAUGCUGCUCAACAACCUAGAUGAAAAGUGUGGGGUACCAGGAGGUCAGCAGGGUCACCCCAUUAGCUAUCCCUCACCAGGACUGCCCAGUCCACCCUACGGCUCAUUGGAGGCCUCACACUUGCUACAUCUGAAGGGCUUCAAGGGGGCUGCUUAUGAGAACUCCUCACCCAACGAAUGUAGCAAUGGCACGCCACCUUACGAUGGCCCUCUUACACCACCUCUUAGUAUCAGUGGCAACUUCGCCCUGAAGCAGGAGCCUUCACCUCACAAGACAGAGAGAAACUUUACGCCUCACCCAACCCAUGCCGUCCAUUACCUCUCCUCACACCCCUACCCACCCUCUUCCUUGGCAGGUCUUUCAGCUCCUCAGGGUCACACGCUAUUCCCAGGCUCCCGGUACGAGCUUCCUUUAGACAUGGCUUUCGAGCCGUUUGCCCCUUCACACAUGGUGACAUCACAGAUGAGCACCAUUUACAGUGAAUGAACAAAUAAGUCUUCCUGACCGCAAGUCUGCCUCCUACUCCUCAGUGUGCCUCCAAGGGCCCAGCACAUUCAAGGAGACACUUUGCAUGUUUCCUGUCUGAUCCCUUAAGAGACCACAGCAAUCACUGAGAGAGACAUAUAGUAUCUGAAACGUAACCUACCUGUGGCAAUUUAAGAGAAAGAGAUGCAUAUUUUCGUUAAUUUAUUCUUGUUUUAUGUCAUGACUGAGUUUGUUACUAUUUUAAAUGUUAUUUUUAUUUGUUCUGGAAUUUGCAUUCUCUGUACAUCUGAUGUUCUCUUCUUCAAAGAAGAUGUUUUGUGCACAUGCCAUUAACAUGCAGCAAAUAGACACAAAGACAAAUGGGACCUCUUGGCAGGUUGUUGUUUCCUCCAAACAAAACAAAGAAAAGACAAUGAAGGAAAUGGAACAUAAAUUUAGCACAAUACAUUUGCCAUUACAAAAGCUUUUUAUUUAUGACUGUAUUUAAUAUUUAUUUUGACGACAGUUGUUCAUGUUUUGAAGCAAUUUGUCAGCACUGUUUAUUGGUUCUUUGGUACACUGCCAGUCACUGCUACCAGUUCUCAUAAAGUAUCUAAUUUAUUUAUUUAGAAUUUUUUCAGUUUAAUGUAUUUUUUCUCAUUCUCCACUAUAUUUGAAAUUUUGCUCAAACAUUUGUAAAUAUUUACUUGUUUCGCACUUAUAAGAAAAUAAAUAUUCUUAUACAAUA
Messenger RNA from Myxocyprinus asiaticus (Chinese sucker), 1967 nucleotides. RefSeq names its product neuronal differentiation 4 (gene neurod4). The record is from RefSeq and is a predicted model, not a curated record. The transcript has 2 exons. The coding region runs from base 185 to 1240 and encodes 351 amino acids. Gene Ontology annotation, molecular function: protein dimerization activity. Lineage: Eukaryota; Metazoa; Chordata; Actinopteri; Cypriniformes; Catostomidae. Gene Ontology annotation, biological process: regulation of DNA-templated transcription; nervous system development.